AUGGGUGGGAAGCAGUCUCGCAGCACCUCCGACAAGGAUUCGAAUGAGCUGAGCGUGAGGCAAAGGAGCAGGAGUGCUGGGCGAGACGACCAGUCCAGCCUUUCCCCGGCUGCUGAGAGGAUCCGCAGACACACCACGGUGCACUUUGGCUAUAGCACCCUCAGCCUGGCCAUGCGGGGGCUCGAUGGGACCCCGGCUGAGCUCUGGGAGCUCCGAGAACUGCAAAAGCUAAACUUGUCCAUGAACUGCCUGUGCUCUCUGCCCCCUGCCCUGGGCACCCUGGACAAUCUGGUGGUCCUCAACCUGUGGGGUAACAACCUGUCCAGCCUCCCGCCCGAGAUCGGCCUCCUGAAGAAGCUGCGGGUGCUUUUUGCCUGCCGUAACCGCCUGAGCGAGGUCCCCGAGGAGCUGGGCUCCUGCGUCUGCCUGGAGGUGCUCAGCCUGGCCAACAACCAGAUCACAGGCCUCCCUGGCAGCUUGGCAACCAUGCACAAGCUGACAAAACUCAACCUCAGCCACAACCGCAUCGUUCACAUCCCUACCUGCGUCUAUAGCAUGAAGGGCCUGGUCUUUCUCCACCUGGCUUGCAACCGCCUGGAGACCAUUGCGGACCAGAUCCAGGACUUGGUUAACCUAAAGAUCCUCAUCGUGGAGGGAAACAGCAUCCACACGCUGCCGAAGACGCUGUGCUUCCUGGAGUCUUUAGAACUUCUCAAUGUUGACUUCAAUGACCUGCAAAAUGUGCCAGUGGAAAUGUACCUGCUGAGCAGGCUUGGGAGGUUGGCCUGCCACCCGCUGGAUAAAGGACUUCAUAUUAUUCACAACCCCCUCCUCAAGCCAAUCCAGGAGGUGCUGCAGGGAGGACUCAGUGCCCUCUAUAACUACCUCAAGCCCACAUGA
Chelmon rostratus (copperband butterflyfish) is the source of this 900-nucleotide messenger RNA. Its product is annotated as leucine-rich repeat-containing protein 30-like. Gene Ontology annotation, molecular function: protein binding. NCBI's taxonomy places the organism in Eukaryota, Metazoa, Chordata, Actinopteri, Chaetodontiformes, Chaetodontidae. The transcript has a single exon. The record is from RefSeq and is a predicted model, not a curated record. The coding region runs from base 1 to 900 and encodes 299 amino acids.